Myxocyprinus asiaticus (Chinese sucker) is the source of this 951-nucleotide messenger RNA. Its product is annotated as 2-Hydroxyacid oxidase 1-like. The record is from RefSeq and is a predicted model, not a curated record. Lineage: Eukaryota; Metazoa; Chordata; Actinopteri; Cypriniformes; Catostomidae. Gene Ontology annotation, molecular function: FMN binding; oxidoreductase activity.
AUGUCUACAGUGGACAUGUCCUGUACAGUUCUGGGACAGAGAGUCAGUAUGCCCAUCUGUGUAGCGGAUACUGCAAUGCAGCGGAUAGCUCAUCCUGAUGGAGAGAUGGCCACUGCGAGAGCUUGCCUGUCCGCUGACACCGGUAUGAUGUUGAGUUCAUUGUCGACCUCCACAAUAGAGGAAGUAGCAGCGGCCGCACCUGGAGUCGUGUGCUGUAUGCAGCUGUACUUUUAUAAAGUCCGGGCACUGACUCAGUCGCUGGUCAGGAGAGCAGAGGACGCUGGGUAUAAGGGUAUCUUUGUCACAGUGGACACACCUUAUCUUGGCAGGCGACGCGAUGACGUGUGCAACCGAUUUAAGCUGCCCUCUCAUUUGAGGUUGGCCAAUUUUGAAUCCCCUGAUUUAGCGUUCUCCUCAAAAGAGGGUUACAGCGAGGACAGAGGCCUGGCGGUCUACGUGACUCAGGCGAUAGAUCCCACAAUGAAAUGGGAGGACAUCGCCUAGCUGAAAAGAUUGACGUCUCUGUCUGUGGUGGUCAAAGGGGUUUUGAGAGCUGAAGAUGCCAAAGAAGCUCUGAAGUACGGGGUGGAUGGAAUACUUGUGUCAAACCACGGAGCACGACAGCUUGACGGGGUUCCAGCAACCAUUGACGCCUUGACUGAAAUCGUGGAGGCCGUAGAGGGCAAGGUGGAAGUCUUCCUGGAUGGAGGGGUACACACGGGCACAGAUGUGUUGAAAGCUCUGGUGCUGGGGGUAAAAGCUGUCUUUGUAGGGAGACCCAUCCUGUGGGUGCUGGCCUGUGAGGUGAGACACAGUGACAAAGGUGUCAGUAAUGUGCUGCAGAUACUACAAGAGGAACUACACCUUGCAUUGGCGCUUACAGGAUAUCGCUCAUUGGAAGAAGUCGACAGAUCACUUUUGAGAAGAUCUGAACUCACUUCAAGGAUCUAA